Molecule: messenger RNA, 3504 nt
Organism: Orcinus orca (killer whale)
Lineage: Eukaryota; Metazoa; Chordata; Mammalia; Artiodactyla; Delphinidae
Gene: SMIM10L1
Product: small integral membrane protein 10 like 1
Exons: 1
Coding region: 162-368 (68 amino acids)
Source: RefSeq, a predicted model, not a curated record
AGCCGCAGCCCCCGCCUCACCGCCGUUAGGGAAGCAGCUGCGGCUACGUCAGGCGCGAGUGUAAGCCCAGCUGCCGCUUAGCCCCCGGCCCCUCCCGGUCGCCGCCGUCAGUCGGGGGUCCGCGGGGUCUACGGUCACCCUGCGCUCCAGGCACCGCGUCCAUGGCCACCGCGGCGGCUCCGUCAUCCUUGGCUCUCAAAGCCUCGAGCCUGGCCGCGGCCCCCGGCUCGUACGGGGUCUUCUGCAAGGGGCUCUCCCGCACCCUCCUCGCCUUCUUCGAGCUGGCCUGGCAGCUGCGCAUGAACUUCCCGUACUUCUACAUCGCGGGCUCCGUGGUCCUCAACAUCCGCUUGCAGGUACACUUUUAGAGCCCUGAGGAAGCCGGCGGUACCCCGGGCCUGCCUUAUGGCCGACUCCCAGGAGACCCCGCGGCGCCGCGGAGCUGGGGGCGAGGAGUUUCUCUGUCUCGCGAGAGUGCCUGGGCUCCCUCCGCGGCUGUGCUCUCCGCUCUCAGCCAAGCUCCUGUACUGUCACUGAGACCUUGCCGAGAUUGGGAAGAGGAAAUACGCGAUUCCGGGAGCCGAGAAAGAACUUCAGCUAAGACCCACGACAAUAUUUAAGAAGCUGUGCAUCCUUAAAACAAAAACGGGACGAACAGGCUGCAUGACAAAAAGGGAAAGGUACUAAAAUUUUCAGGACAAAAAUGUACAACAAGCUCAUGGUCCAUAUUAAUUUAAUAAAUAAGUAAAUUUCGGGAGUAUGAGACUGGAAUAUAAGCAGGACGCUGAAUGAGUAAGAAGCUGGGGAGAUCUUAAGGAUAUGCUGUGGAGGGCAUAUAUUUCUUCAUCCCACAAGAAAAAACAAUGACGAUCAGAAGCUUUCACUGAAAAAAACUGUACAGGAAACACAUCCUUCAAAUACCAAACAAUGUAAAAUGCUGCAGGAUUUUGAACAGAGGGAGUGUAAGAAAGUGGACUCUAUUUCAGUGUCCCUAUGAGUAACAUGCAGUUCAAAAUCUUGGAGCCAAAGAAGGAAAUACAGUCAUAGCACAAAGCUUGGCGACUUAUCGAAUAACAUUUAAAUAAUCAUAAUAAUGUAAAUGCUGUUUAUGAUUUUCAUCUUUUUAAGAGAAUACUUACAGUUACAAAGUUUGAAUGCACAUGUUAUCAGCCUUGAUGGUGUAAAAGUGAGGGUACCUGGAAUGGUAAUGGUGUCUUUUAAAGUGGGAAGCUGAGAGGAAAAUUCUGUUGUCGAUGGGGGAAGAGGGCAUUUUAUUAUUUAAAGAGUAGCCAUAAAGUUGCUUAAAUGUAACUAUAUGAAGGAGAGAAGAGAAGGGGAGAACAGCAUGAGGUCAACAAGAAAUGCCUAGAGGUUAGAGUUAGGGUGGAAUGUUUCAGAUUACCUGAUGUAUUUGGAGUCAAGAGAUUUUUAGAUUUCAGAGAGUCUGGAGACGAAUUAGUGGUCUGCAAAAUUUUUUCUAAUUAAGGAAGCAAAGCUGAGGCAGUUGUAAACCCCGGGAAAAAUAAAAAAAUUUUUUCAAGAACUACACUGCAUAACUCCACUGUGAAGAAUAUUACUACUCAUCAUAUAAAGCCAGUUUUAAUUAUAUAAACACUGAAUACAGGUAAAUUAUUAGGUAACAUUGGAACGACUGGAGAAGAGAGAGAUGUAUAUGUAAUGGGGGAGAAUCAAUCAAGAUCUGAUAUAGAAAAGUUGAUUUUAAAAAAGCAGUAUAACUUGUCACUUAGAAAGAGUACAAUAAGAAAUAGCUAAGAGUUAAAAUUGGUAGUCUCUGGAGAAAGAAAAUCAGGGAUAGAAAGGUGGAGGACUGCUGUUUUUCACUACCAGUCUAACAGUAACGGUGAUUUUUCUUAGCCGUGUGUGUGUGUGUGUGUGUGUGUGUGUGUGUGAAGAUAUAUAUAGAUAUAGAUAUCAGGCAGACCUCUGUUAAAAUACAAACUAAUUUUGUGGUCCAGGUGAGCCCAUUAAUCUGCCUAAACCCCAGUUUUCUCAAUUCUAUUAAAUGAGAGUAAAAAUACUCACCUUGAAAGAUCAGUCAAGAAUUAAAAAUAAGCCUGACUUAGUGCUUGAUACAUACCGUACACAGUAAAGAGUAUUUGUUAUAACAGAAUAUUUCAUUAGCUUGUGAAUAAAACUUAAAACUCUCAUAUGGAGUGCCUGCUUUUCCAUUGGAGGGUUUUAGUACUGAAGGAGGUUUGUAGAUUCCUGACAAUGGGGGUGUAGGGAAGACCCUCCAGGAAGAGACAUUUGAGCUGAAAGGGGCAAUUAUUUGCCAAAGUAAAGAUUUAAACUAUUUGUAGUGUUCUGUAUUCCACUAAUUGUAUCCAACAAACAAGUGUACUCUAGGAAUAUAAAAUAAGUGCCCCCUGUAGCACAAUGUCUUGCUUUGAGUAACUUCUUCUACCCUUCAUUCCUUGUCUCCAGCCAAAGUAGAGUACAUCUUCACUUUUCUACGUCGUACGCUUUCUUCAACCUUCUGUACCUUUUUUGUUUUUUUGACUUAUGGUUACUCUACCUGUGUUUUAAGGCUGAACUUAGACAUCACUUUUUCCAUUAAGUUUUUCCCAGAUGCUCCUGACCAGAUUAGAGAUCAUUUCUUUUAAUCCAUCUAAAGGGCUGUGUUAAUAUCAACCUAUGCCAUUUUCAUAGGCUUCCUUAUUUGUGCCUAAUUGUGCAUUAAUUAUCAGAUGCAGUUUUUUAAAGAAUAUCCAAGACGACAGGUUUCCGGACUAUGAUCUCUUCCCUUGGUAAUUACAUAUUGCUGUGAAAGUGCAGGGACUAAAACAUUUUAGUCUAAAAUACCAGAAAUGUAAUUUGAUCAAUGAAAUAAUUCAGUAUUGCCAAUGGGCUUACAAAUGGUGGGCACCACUAUUUCCUAGAGGCACUAAUGUCCCAAUUUGUAACACAAAAGAAUGAGGCUGCCAUUAGCCCUGGAAUGGUGACAUACAGGGAUUUGGGUGGCUAAUGAACAUGUGCCUUCCUCAACCUUUUUUUCUUCAUAUUAGUGUUUUGCUACACUGAAGAAACUAAGGCACUUCAGCAGAUUUAUUAUUAUAUCCUCCACUAGAUUAGAAGCCCUAUGAGGGAAGGUACUAUAUCCUAUCGAAUUUUACAGCCUGUAAUAUCAGCAAAUAUAUAGUAGGAACUGAAUGAAAGCUCCAUGAUUUACCAUUUAUUCUUAACAAUUGCUCUUAAAACCAGAUGUGUAUUUUUCUUCCUACAUGAUACAACUCAGUAAAGUUUCCCAUGGAAGAAAACAAGAUUUUUGCUCUACUUAUUAUUAACCACUUACUAUUCUAAUUUACAAGGAAUUUUAUUCCUCCUGGCAUCCUUCCAGGUCACAUCCAUGAAGCCAAAGAUUUUCUCAAUCCCCAGCCUAGAGUAUUGCCUAAUGUGAGUAAAUAUUGUUGAAUGAAUGCCAAAUUAGUUGGUUUUUCUACACUUAGCAGUCAAUAAAAGAAAUAAAGAUGUGUUUGUCCCUGA